AUGAGGGCUGUUACUUCGUUCGCCUUCCUUUCGCUCCUGGCUUCGGCUCAGGCUACUACUGGGUACUGGGGCUCGGAGAAGUGCUACUCCAGCCCAGGGCGCUCCUCCAACAAGUGUAACGACAACCAACAGAAGGGCUUCGACUGGUCGGACCUUUCCACUGGCUCGUUCUCAUCCUACGGUGGCUUCGACUUCUCUGGCUUCACCUGCAGCAACAGCUUCGGUGGUGCCAGCCACUCCAAGCGUGGGGGAGAAAUGCAUCACUGCAGUGGCUCCUCCAGCUCGGGCUCGUCAUCUCCUUCGUUCUCGUGCGGCUCAGAGGAGAGCGGCUUCUCGGUCACUCAUUUCCACAUCUCGACCGACAAGGAUACCGAUAUGAACAUUAUCUACAGUAUGCCGGACGGCUCUUCCUGCCGCAACACUGCCUCUUGCUCCUCCGCUGGAACCACCGUUACUAACGACCAGUGCGGUGGUGCUACUUCGGUCUCUUUCGAGCUGCCUGACAACAGCGACCACGACAGCUGCGAAUUCGGUAUCUACAGCGUUGGCUUCGACUGCACUCCUGGAACUACGUCGGCCCUGCCUUCGGUCCCGGCCUCCACCGGCAGUGUUUCCACUGCUCCUUCGGUGCCUUCUGCCUCCAGCCCUGUGGGCUCUACCUUGCCUGGUGUGCCUUCUCCCUCGGUGCCUUCCGGGACAACGCCCACUGCUGGCAUUACUCCUGGUGCGAGCACCCCGCCCAAGUGGACUACCUCCACUGUGUACAUCACCAGCGAGAUCACGGUCACCAGCUGUGCGCCUACGAUCACCAACUGCCCUGCUGAUUCUACCACCGUGAUCACCUCAACCAUUGCCGUCUCGACCACUGUGUGCCCUGUGACCGAGACGACUCCCGCUGCUGGCGGUUCCACCCCGGCUGCGUCCAUUCCUGCUGGAUCUACUCCUACCGUGACUGGCCCGAGCGGAUCUACUCCUACUGACUCUACUCCUGCUGGCCCUAGUGGCAGCUCGCCCGUUACCGCUCCUGCUCCUAGUGGCAGCUCCCCUCCCAGCUCGCCCUCUGGAUCGGUUCCUGGGGACUCCACUGUUACUGUCGUGACCUACACUACCACCACCGAGUGCCCUGUUACCAGCACUAUCAGCUCUGGCUCGUCCUCGACCGUCAUCACCACCAACACUAUCUCCACCGUUACUUUGACCUCGACCUCGACCGUCUGCACCAAAUGCACGGCUGGCGCGACUACAGUCCCCAGCGCCGGUGAGACUACUCCCACUCUCCCUGGUGCCACCACCAGUCCGUCUGGGUCUGUCCCUGGCGCUGGCGAGUCGAGCCCGGCCCCCUCUGGCACGGUUCCUACCAGCUCUGUCCCCACAGGUGUUAGCGCUGGCUCGACCUCGGUGCCUCCUGAGGAUUCCACCACUGUGGUCACCACUUACGAGACUGUUACCACCUGCCCCGUGACCCACACCGUGACCACCGGUGGUUCCACCAUUGUCGCUACCACCAGCACCGAGUCCACCAUCACCGUCACCUCAACUGCCACCAUCUGCACCAAGUGCACUGCUGGUGCCACCGGCACUGCCCCUGUUGGUUCUGGCGUGACUGGAACCUCGCCUGCCUCCAGCCCUGUCCCGACCUCCUCUUGCCCCAACGUGGUGCCCCAGUGCAUCAACACCUGGCUCAGCCUGGUUCCCAAGUGUACCUCCAACAGCGAUGCCGCGUGCUUCUGCCCCAACAAGGACUUCACUGACAAGGUCAUCUCUUGUGUCCAGGCCUGGGGUGCCUCCACGGAGGAGAUCCAGAAUGCUCUGUCCUACUUCACUGGUAUUUGCGCUUCCUGGGUUGACACCAACCCUGGCAUCGUGACUGCCAUCCCCUCCACCAUCACCCUGGUGCCCACCAUUGUCCCUACCGUGCCCAGCGGUGCCAGCGGUGCCACUGCCAGUGCUGGCAUGUCCUCCCCGGCUGUCACCUCCGCCCCCGCGGCCCCCUGCACGACCAUCACCUACUCGACCUACACCGUCACCGUGCCCCAGGUCAGCUUCGUCACCACGACUGCUCAGGGCUCGACUCCGACUGUUGGCCUGGUGCCCGCCGGUCCCAGCGGUGCUUCUCCUGCCAACACUGGCAAGAUCCCCUCCCCGGCCGCUGCCUUGUCGUCCUGGUCGUCCUGGGUCACCGCUGCCGUGAGCUCUACUCCCUAUGUCAGUGCCAGUCCCACUGCCAGCACCACACCUGUCUUCAACUCGGCCUCGACCGUGUCGAUCACCUCCAGCCUCCUUCUGGGCUCCGUGGCUGCCUUCCUUGGCUUGAUGCUGUAA
Molecule: messenger RNA, 2322 nt
Organism: Penicillium canariense
Lineage: Eukaryota; Fungi; Ascomycota; Eurotiomycetes; Eurotiales; Aspergillaceae
Product: extracellular serine-threonine rich protein
Exons: 4
Coding region: 1-2322 (773 amino acids)
Source: RefSeq, a predicted model, not a curated record